CAGUUGUUACUUAGCUCUGCCGCCGUCGCCACUGUCUUCUCCGAUCUCUCUUCUCCCAGUUUUACAGAAGCACCCAUUUUCAGUUUUCCGUUUUAAUGGCGGAUAAAUGUCUCUUUCUCUGAAAAAGCUUGCGAAUUCCUCGAUUCUGGUUCAGCAAUACAAGGAGUCUCGUCUUUGUUCGAGUUUGUGCCAUGGCAGACUCUACACUACCACGGAGCUAUUCUCUCUGGAUCAAGGACGGCGACUACGAGAGAGAGGAAGUGAAGGAGAGCAAGAAUUCUUUCUGUGUGGUAGGUCUGUGCCCUUGUCUCGUUUGCUUCAUUCUUGUGGUUAUUAUAGUUUCCAUAAUUCUAGCUGUCAAGUUCCAUGUUUUUUGCCACACCCCUCUGGGGUCUCUAAUCUACAAGAAAAAAUGCCAGUGAUUCUUCCAUAUUCGAGAAUUUCUUUACUGCCCAAUCAUAGCUUACAAGGGAAUGUCUGGAAUUUGAGUUUUAGGGGCUUUUGUAGUGGUACUGAUUGUGAUAUGGAGUCUGAUUCCGAAAAUGGUAAUGAAUCUGAUGAUGUUAAUGAUGGUGAGGAAAAUGUAGUAGGUAGUGUUGAGUCAGGUGCGGAUCCAAACGAAGUUGAGAGGGUAUGCAAGGUGAUUGAUGAAUUGUUUACACUGGAUCGGAAUAUGGAGGCAGUUUUAGAUGAAUGUGAUAUUGCUCUAUCACAUGAUCUGGUUAUAGAUGUAUUGGAACGAUUCAAACAUGCUAGGAAACCGGCAGUUAGGUUCUUCUGUUGGGCAGGACAGAAGCCAGGGUUUGCUCAUGAUUCAAGGACUUAUAAUGCCAUGAUGGGUGUUUUAGCAAGGACCAGACAAUUUGAGAGUAUGGUGGCGAUGCUUGAAGAAAUGGGCACAAAGGGGCUUUUGACAAAGGAAACAUUUGUGAUUGCUAUUAAAGCAUUUGCAGCCGCAAAGGAGAGGAAGAAAGCUGUUGCAAUUUUUGAGUUGAUGAAGAAGUAUAAAUAUACUGUGGGUGCUGAGACCAUUAACUUCUUGCUUGACAGUCUUGGGAAGGCUAAGCUAGGGAAAGAAGCACAAGCACUUUUUGAUAAGUUGAAAGGGAGAUUUACGCCAAAUUUAGGUACUUAUACUGUAUUGAUUAAUGGUUGGUGCAAGGUAAAGAAUUUGGUUGAAGCAGGGAGACUGUGGAAUGAGAUGAUUGAUGUGGGAAUUAAGCCCGAUAUUGUUGCACAUAAUAUCAUGCUUGAAGGGCUGUUGAAGACUAAGAAGAGAUCUGAGGCAAUAAAGUUGUUUACUGUUAUGAAGUCAAAGGGGCCUUUGCCUACUGUCCAGAGUUAUACAAUUAUGAUUCGGGAUUUUUGCAAGCAGUCAAAGAUGAACGAUGCAGUUGAGUAUUUUGAUGAGAUGCUGGGUGCUGGAUGCCAACCAGAUAAUGCGGUCUACACUUGUUUAAUCACAGGGUUUGGGAAUCAGAAAAGGAUGGAUAUGGUCUAUGCAUCAUUGAAAGAGAUGAAAGAAAAGGGUUGCCCACCUGAUGGGUGCACCUAUAAUGCCCUCAUUAAGUUGUUGGCAAAUCAGCGGAUGCCAGAUGAUGCAGCGAGGGUGUACAAGAAGAUGAUUCACAGCGGAAUUCAACCAACAGUUCACACUUUUAACAUGAUGAUGAAAUCUUUCUUCCAGGACAGAAACUAUGAGAUGGGCUAUGCAAUUUGGGAAGAGAUGAGUAAAAAGGGCAUUUGCCCUGAUGACAAUUCCUACACUGUUUUCAUAGGAGGGUUGAUCCGUCUAGGGAGAUCAGGAGAUGCUUGUAAAUAUUUAGAGGAAAUGCUCGAGAAAGGAAUGAAAGCUCCGCAGCUUGACUACAACAAGUUUGUUGCUGAUUUUGCUCGAGCUGGGAAAGCCGACAUACUUGAGGAAUUAGCUCAAAAGAUGAAGUUCUCUGGAAAGUUUGAAGUCUCCAAUGUCUUUGCAAGAUGGGCUGAGAUGAUGAAGAAACGGGUAAAGCGAAGAGGUCCUUUUAAAGUUGAUGGUCAGUGUACCUGACUUCUCCCACAAAUGACUGGCAUUGGUUUAUACUGUAUAUUUUUCCAGUAAUAUUGCAUUUGCAUCCUGUAUUUUGAUUAUCACUUGUUUCUUUGGUUCAAAGUUGUGUUCUAGAAAUGUAUCCUUACUGUGCUAUAUAUAGUUUGGUUGGAAUGUAUCAAACAUGAAUCUCAUCCUAUCAUAAAAAUCAAAAACCUCCCAAAAA
Rubroshorea leprosula is the source of this 2255-nucleotide messenger RNA. The record is from the annotation of a GenBank genome assembly. Lineage: Eukaryota; Viridiplantae; Streptophyta; Magnoliopsida; Malvales; Dipterocarpaceae.